Messenger RNA from Rangifer tarandus platyrhynchus (Svalbard reindeer), 1098 nucleotides. The record is from the annotation of a GenBank genome assembly. Lineage: Eukaryota; Metazoa; Chordata; Mammalia; Artiodactyla; Cervidae.
AUGAACGUCACCAACUGUACCCCGGAGGCCAGUGUGGCCGUGAGACCCAAGACCGUCACGGAGAAGAUGCUCAUUUCCACAACUCUGGCGGUCAUCACCGCCCUGACCACGCUGCUAAACUCCGCCGUGAUCAUGGCCAUCUGCAGCACCAAGAAGCUCCACCAGCCUGCCAACUACCUGAUCUGCUCUCUCGCCGUGACGGACCUCCUGGUGGCCGUGCUUGUCAUGCCCUUGAGCAUCAUGUACAUCGUCAUGGACAGCUGGAGGCUGGGGUACUUCAUCUGCGAGGUGUGGCUGAGUGUGGACAUGACCUGCUGCACCUGCUCCAUCCUUCAUCUCUGUGUGAUCGCCCUGGACAGGUACUGGGCCAUCACCAACGCCAUCGAGUACGCCAGGAAGAGGACCCCCAGGAGGGCCGGGCUGAUGAUCCUCACGGUCUGGACCAUCUCCGUCUUCAUCUCCAUGCCCCCGCUGUUCUGGAGGAGCCACCGCCGGCUCAGCCCCCCGCCUAGUCAGUGCACCAUCCGGCACGACCACGUCAUCUACACCAUCUACUCCACGCUGGGGGCAUUCUACAUUCCCCUGACUCUGAUACUGAUUCUCUAUUACCGGAUUUACCAUGCAGCCAAGAGCCUUUACCAGAAGAGAGGUUCGAGCCGGCACUUGAGCAACAGAAGCACAGAUAGCCAAACUUCGUUCGCCAGUUGUAAGUUGACACAGACGUUCUGCGUGUCUGACUUCUCCACCUCAGACCCUACCGCAGAGUUUGGGAAGAUCCACUCCUCCAUUAGGAUUCCUGCCUUUGACAAUGACCUAGAGCACCCAGGAGAGCGCCAGCAAAUCUCCAGCACCAGGGAGCGCAAGGCAGCACGGAUCCUGGGUCUGAUUCUGGGUGCAUUCAUCUUGUCCUGGCUGCCAUUCUUCAUCAAAGAGCUGAUCGUAGGUUUGAGCACCUAUGUCGUGUCCUCCGAGGUGGCCGAUUUUUUGACCUGGCUCGGUUAUGUGAAUUCUCUGAUCAACCCUCUGCUCUACACAAGUUUCAAUGAAGACUUUAAGCUGGCUUUUAAAAAGCUUAUUCGGUGCCGAGAACAUAGCUAG